AUGGAAGCUUGUUUCCUUGCCUCAAAUUCCUUCACCUCAAAUUCCAUCAAAACUCCAUUUCACUGCAAAAGAGUUGGCAUUCCAUCAUCAAUAACAUGUUGCCGCAUGGACUCAUCUCCACCGUCCAAUGAUGAUAGCAAACCUUCCAUUGAUACGGAUUGGCGAUCAUUCAGAGCAAAACUGGUAGCUGCAGAAAAAUCAUCGAAGUCCAAAAAGCCCACUUCCUCACUUGUGGACCUUGACACUGUGGUUGAUCUUCCGCAGCCCAUCACUGUUGGUGACAAAUGGGCUCACACAAUCCAUGAGCCUGAAAAGGGCUGCCUACUUCUUGCCACCGAAAAGCUUGAUGGGAUCCAUAUUUUCGAGCGAACAGUCAUUUUGGUCUUAUCCACUGGGCCUUUGGGCCCAUCCGGCAUCAUACUCAACCGGCCGUCCCUUAUGUCGAUCAAGGAGACACGAUCCACAGCCCUUGAUGUUGCCGGCACGUUCUCGGAUAGGCCGUUGUUCUUUGGCGGGCCUUUGGAGGAGGGGCUGUUCUUGGUGAGGCCCAAAGGGGGUGAUGAUGUGGUUGGGAGGAGCGGUGUUUUUGAUGAGGUGAUGAAGGGAUUGUAUUAUGGGACAAAGGAAAGUGUGGGUUGUGCAGCUGAAAUGGUGAAAAGGAAUAUGGUUGGGCUUGGGGAGUUCAGGUUCUUUGAUGGGUAUUGUGGAUGGGAGAAAGAGCAAUUGAAGGAUGAAAUGAGAGCUGGAUAUUGGACUGUAGCAGCUUGUAGCCCAAGUGUAAUUGAUUUGAGGAGUGUGGGAAGUGUUGGGCUGUGGGAGAAGGUCCUUGGUCUUAUGGGCCGUAGGAAGGUUCGGCCCAGGAUGUUUUUGUCUAAUGGAAGGAUAAAAAAUGAUUUCAUCAAGAAAAUGCUUAAUACGCAUGCACUUUGUCAUCCGAUGGAUAUGGGACACUUGUACAGCCUUGCAUCAACUGCUCGACCUAAAAAUAACGCACCUGGUGGAGAUGAUUUAGGACAAUAA
Prunus armeniaca (apricot) is the source of this 1020-nucleotide messenger RNA. The record is from the annotation of a GenBank genome assembly. Lineage: Eukaryota; Viridiplantae; Streptophyta; Magnoliopsida; Rosales; Rosaceae.